AUGUUUUCAAGAGACAAAAAAAGUGAUAUUAAUAGUCAUAGUUAUAGCAAUCCAAAUGUAGCUGAAUGGGAAUUAAGACCAGGAGGAAUGUUGGUACAAAAGCGAAAUUCGGAUGCGAAUAAAAGUUCUUCAUCUAUCAUCAAAGUCAAAGUGAAAUAUGGAUCAUCCUCUCACCAAAUUCAUAUCAGUUCUCAUGCAAGUUUUGGGCAAUUGAAGAAAAUGUUGACAGAAUCUACAGGGUUGCAUGUUGAGGAUCAGAAGAUAAUUUUCAAGAAAAAAGUGAGAGAUUCAAAGUCAUAUCUUGAUGUUGAAAGAGUCAAAGAUGGAUCAAAGUUGGUUUUAAUUGAGGACAUUGAGAGUAGAGAAAGAAGAGUAUUAGAGAAAUUAAAAAUUGCAAAGAAGGAAAAAACUUCAAAAUCCUUAAUUAAAAUUAACUUAGAGGUUGACAAAUUAGCCAAAAAGGUUUCAGAUUUGGAGGAAAUAGCUUCUAAGGGUGGAGUUAUACAAGAGUUAGAUGUAGAAAGUUUAACAGAAAGUUUGAUGAGAAUAUUAAUUACAUUGGAUGAAAUUUAUGGUGAAGGUGAACUGAAAAUGCAGAGAAAAGAACAGGUUAAGAGAGUUCAGAAGCACAUUGAGACUCUAGAUAUGCUAAAGAUGGUAAAGACAAAUGAAGGUAACAAUGUGGAUUGUGGCAAGAAACAGGAACAGCCUUUGAAACAUUGUGAAUCAGUUGUAGUAACAACAAAAUGGGAAACAUUUGAUUAA
This is a messenger RNA of Lathyrus sativus (Indian pea), 765 nucleotides long. Lineage: Eukaryota; Viridiplantae; Streptophyta; Magnoliopsida; Fabales; Fabaceae. The record is from the annotation of a GenBank genome assembly.